AUGAGACAAGUAAUUGUGGACAGAAGGAUGGUAGGUAUUGAAAGUUUAGCAUUUUCAAACAAUGUGCCUACUGAUUACUUUGUUUGGCAGAAUGCUACCAAGUGUCUUAUCAGAGUUUUCCAGCAGAUUGGCCCAGAUUCAACUGCAUUGUAUGUUCUGCCAAAACUAAAGGAGUUAUUCGACGAGUUUGCUUUUUCUCAGAAGAACACAUAUUCUGUUAAUUUGACUGGGAACAUGUCAGGGUCUAAAGUGAAAGUGGGUGAGGAAGAUUGCAUUGAAAACCGAAUGGACUUGGUGUUACUUUUAUAUCCUCAAUUUGCUUCUCUACUUGGAAUAGAGAGACUCCGCCAGUGCUGUGCUACAUGGUUGCUCAUUGAGCAGUUCCUUUUACGACAUCAUAAUUGGAGGUGGGAAUGUGCAGGGGAUUCCUAUCGAAGUGUUCCAGAUAUCCCAAGUGGUAGAAGACUCUCUCAGAAGGGCUCAGCAUCUGAAAAUACAUCUGCUAAACUCUUACUCAAUGGGGUUGGAUGGUCAAGACCACAAUCACAUGGUAAAAAGAGUACCAAAACCAUCACACCGAGUAAAAGUAUGUAUGAGUUGUACCAGAAUCCGGCUGAGAGGAUUGGAACAACUUCCAGUUUAGGAGUGCAGGAACCUUGGUAUUGGUUUCCUAGUCCUGCAUCUAAUUGGAAUGGGCUUGAUUUUGCAACUCGUGCUGGAGGUCUGAAGGUUGAACUUCCAUGGAAAAUCAGAGCAUCUAUCGUACAAUCUGUUCGUGCACAUCAUGGAGCUCUGAGAUCUUUUGUUGUUUGUCAGAAUGAGUAUACUGUUUUCACAGCAGGAGUUGGGCCAGGAUUCAAGGGAAAUAUUCAGAAGUGGGAUUUGUCAAGGGUGGACUGCAUGUCAAGCUAUAAUGGUCAUGAUGAGGUUUGUGUCAGUGAUACCGAUAUGCAUCUUAAUAGUUUAUUAGUUUUUCAGCUGUCAUUAGUUUGUUAAAGAUAAGUUUAUCUCUUAGAGCUUUAUUUGGAUUAGGAGUCUUUGUUUGAUUAGGAGUCUAGUAUAUAUCUUUAUAGUUUUAUUGAAGUUGAACUCUUUUAUAGAGUCUCUACAAUAGGGCUUUGCUCAGAAUUAAAGUUUGGUUCAACUAUUUUUGCUGUGGCUUUUUCGGAGGAUGGUCUCUUAGUCACAGGAGGAGUAUUUAACCUUU
Molecule: messenger RNA, 1207 nt
Organism: Salvia splendens (bonfire salvia)
Lineage: Eukaryota; Viridiplantae; Streptophyta; Magnoliopsida; Lamiales; Lamiaceae
Product: protein GFS12-like
Exons: 4
Coding region: 1-996 (331 amino acids)
Source: RefSeq, a predicted model, not a curated record